Mycosarcoma maydis (corn smut) is the source of this 2112-nucleotide messenger RNA. RefSeq lists its product as uncharacterized. The transcript has a single exon. Gene Ontology annotation, cellular component: Cdc73/Paf1 complex. The coding region runs from base 1 to 2112 and encodes 703 amino acids. Gene Ontology annotation, biological process: transcription elongation by RNA polymerase II. NCBI's taxonomy places the organism in Eukaryota, Fungi, Basidiomycota, Ustilaginomycetes, Ustilaginales. Gene Ontology annotation, molecular function: RNA polymerase II complex binding; chromatin binding. The record is from RefSeq and is a predicted model, not a curated record.
AUGUCAUAUCCCAACGCCAACGGGGCUGGGCCUGGAGCUACCGCUGCUGGCUCCAGUUCGCGCUCCAAGCGUGAGCUCAUCGACCGCGUCCGAUAUCCUAACCCAAUCCCGGUUCCGCCUUACCCGCCAAAGCUCGUCAAAAUUCGCACAGAGCCUUCUAGAUAUGCCAAUCCUCACUUUGCAGACCGCCUCGCAAGCCAGCAGCCCAUUCCGCUCAUGGUCGACGUCCAUGCUGGUAUGCCCAUCGACCUCGCCAAUUUUCAAAACCUUUGGGAAGGCGAUCUUUCCGAAGUGGUCGUCCCCGCUCAAGCCAAGCUCGAACCCAAACACCUUGACGACGCAGACGCCUUUCUGCUUCAAGACUUUGCUGCCAACCUUCCUCCUACAGCCUCUUCUAACUCAACUUCGGGAGCUAUCGGUCUCAUCACCUCUUUGAAAGCAUCCGACGAUCCAGCUUCACAAGCAACUCUUCAAGCCGCCCUCCAGCAGCGCCACGUACAAUCCCUUGGCCCCGGCGCCAAGGCUGCACUGGCAGCCGACGAUGUCACUUGGCUUCGAAGGACAGAGUAUCUCAGCGCACAGCAGAAGAAUGCUCAGCAACAGGUUCACAAACCCAAAGUCACAGAGCGCAUCGAUGUCUCGCGCCAAGCGCAGCUCGCAAAAAUCCAAAAUUCCUUUACCGACGCACAAAAGCCGCUCUCGAGCCUUGUCCAUCCUCAUAAAAAGGGCGUCAAGGCCGAAAAGGUCUUUGACUUCCUCCCAGACCCAGAGACGUGGGCUACAGACUACCAAGUUGUCCGCUUCAUUGACCAUCCUGGCCGCAUCAUCAACGGCGUUCCCCAACCCGAUCCGCGUCUUGAUGUUGCUCUCCUCCGCCCUGUCAAUGCUGCGGAUGGUGAACAGCGUGUUUCAUACUACCUUCCUGCAGGAGAACAUGUCCCCGAGGACCCCGAGGCGCCUAUGACCCUCAUCGACAACCGUGACAUCGAGGAGAACAACGCUCGUAGACUUCGCAAGAGGAGAAGGACAGGCAAGUUCCCCGUCCCACCCGAAGCGGGCGACGACGACGACGAUAUCGACGACGAAAAUCGUCCCGAGCCAAAGCUGCUCAAGAAGGAUUACGCUACGCCAUUUAAGCUUUCGCGCGACUACGUGCCCAAAGAUAGCACAGAGAGCGCUCACGACGUUCUUCUCCUCACCUUGGACGACGGAAUUCCCGAUGUCGACCCAGAUGCCGACGUCGAUCCCAUCAAAGGUAUCAAGUCUGCCCCCGCCCAAACCGAAGAUGAGGAUGAUCUGUUUGGCGAAGAUGACGACGAUGCUCAGGAUGGCGCUGACAGUCGCCUAGACUCGACCCUUCCUCCGCAAUCCGAAUUCGAACGUCAAAAGCGAUCCAGGAGAUCCGCGGCUACCAAAGGCAAGGAACGAAGCGAGCAGCCCGAUGGUCAAGGUCUCACCAGCGAGUCUCGUCCCAAAGCACGUGCCUACUAUCACAAGGUUGGUAUGCGAUUCACUCUUCGUGUCUGGCGUUCCAGGUUCGCCAACAAUGAAAAACUGCGCAACCGAGAUCGACGAUACCCAGGCAAGUGGGAUGCCAUCAUUCUUUCCAACCGCGAACUGCAAGAAAACGAAAAGCUGCGAAGAUUGCAUGCGCGCAGCCAGGUUGAUGACGUUGGGGAGCUUGAGCCUUACGAGCCUGAAGACGAGUUUGAAGAAGCGUUGGUUCAAGACGAGGCUGCCGAGGUUACCUCAAAUCGUGCUGCUGAGCACCUCUUCGAAGAGCGUGACGAGGCCGUAGAGCGGGCAGAUGGCCAUGUCGAUGCCACCGCUCGAAGCCGCGCAAGCGACGAAGAUGACCAGGUUGACGAACAGAUCAAUGAUGAUGGCGAGGAUGACCGUAGCGAUGACGAUGAAGACGAAGACGACGAUGAGGACGGUACAGUCGACGGAGACGAGGAGCUUGCGGCUCUACGCGCAGAAGCCGGUGAAGCGGGUCAAGUCCUCGGCCAGGAUGUUGGAGGUGGUGGACGACAAUCGCGCACUCGACGAGCCGCCGCAGCUCCUUCCGAAUCAGACACCCUCGCGGCAGCCAGGGACGUGGAGGACGAUUGA